Corylus avellana is the source of this 489-nucleotide messenger RNA. The record is from RefSeq and is a predicted model, not a curated record. Lineage: Eukaryota; Viridiplantae; Streptophyta; Magnoliopsida; Fagales; Betulaceae.
AUGGCAAUGCAGGACUAUGAGAAUGCGAAUGCGGUGGAAGACAAAAAAAUUAUGGAGAGAAGGGAGCAACUUCCCAGGUGGGGAAAACCAGCUAGAGGAUGGAUGAAAGUGAAUGUAGAUUCAGCUCUCAACAAGAAAGAAGGCAAAAUGGGCUUUGGGUUAGUCAUGCGUGACCAUGAAGGUAGAGUUAUAGUGGCUAAAAGUAUUGUGCGGUUGGGAAAGUGGGACUCAGCAGCUGCGGAGGCGUUAGCAGCAUAUUUUGGUGUCAUAUCUGGUCAUGAACAGGGAGUGCAGCAACUAAUUCUAGAAGGAGAUGCCAAGCAAAUUACCGAAGCCAUUAAAGACGAAGGCCAAAAUCUUAGUCUGUUAGGCCAGUUGAUUAAGGAUGUCAGGUUUGGGCUAAAUGCUAUUCCUAUGUGGAAUGUAGAGCAUGUACAUCGCGAGGCGAAUAAGGCGGCUCAUAGACUAGCUAAAUUGGCUCUCACAUAA